AUGUCCCGUUUCGUGAAUAAAGUCGCGCUAGUUACAGGUGCUGCCAGUGGAGUCGGACGAGCGAUCAGCAGAAAACUAGCAAACGAAGGCUGUGCUGUUGCCCUGGUCGAUCUGAAUACAGACUCCUUGGCGGAAGAAUUCGAGUAUUUGAAGAAGAAGAAUAUGCAGGUCUCUGCUCAUGAUAUCGACUUGUCGGAUGUUUCCCAAUUUGAACAGCUCAUGGAAAAUGUCAUCAAAGAGCAUGGUCAACUAAAUGCACUUUUCAACAACGCCGGAGUCAUCGGAGCGGGAAAAAUCGGCGAACUGGACCCUGAUACAUUCGAUCAGCUCACCGCCAUCCAUCUCAAAGCGCCUAUAUUUCUCACACAAGCGGCGAUGCCAUUCCUGUCAAAAACACAAGGCGCAGUGGUGAAUACUUCUUCCGCAUCUGGGACAACAACCUUUCCUCUCCUUUUGACGAUGUACGGGACCUUGAAAGGAGGACUGGCUCAUUUUACGAAGUACACAGCAGCUCAUGGAUUUAGGCAUUCGGGAGUUCGGGCAAAUGCGAUUGCUCCAGGUGUGAUCCGAACAGGAAUGACGGAAAACAUCUACUUUGACGAAGAAGUGGGCAAUUUGGAAAUGCAGCAGUGCGUUCGAAAUGCUGCUCCUGUCGGCGGCGGAAUCAUUGACUCACUUAUUCUUUCCGUUUCCGCGAGUUUUCUUCCCGAAUCUCGAUUCCAGCAGCGAGAUCUCACUGAGAACUACAAAAACUACAUGUCAUCCCCUUACGAUGACGACACUGGAUCAAUGAGCAACUUCCUCCUCAGAAAACGAAGCUUCCGACUUUAA
This is a messenger RNA of Oikopleura dioica, 831 nucleotides long. The record is from the annotation of a GenBank genome assembly. Lineage: Eukaryota; Metazoa; Chordata; Appendicularia; Copelata; Oikopleuridae.